This is a messenger RNA of Micromonas commoda, 873 nucleotides long. RefSeq lists its product with no specific name. Bases 1 to 828 code for a protein of 275 amino acids. The record is from RefSeq and is a predicted model, not a curated record. NCBI's taxonomy places the organism in Eukaryota, Viridiplantae, Chlorophyta, Mamiellophyceae, Mamiellales, Mamiellaceae. The transcript has a single exon.
AUGGCGUCUUGCGUAGGUCGUCGAGCGGGCUCUCUUUCGGAAGCGGCGGCGACGGGGGCGCAAACGGGAACACCGCAACCGCCGCCGCCGCCGCCGCCGCGCCCAAAAAAGAGGCCGAAUCCCCGAAGAGGAGGUCGAGGUCCGGGACCGGCCUGUUCGGCGCCGGGAAGGCACCGCCCCCAGCCCCGAGACUCGGCACGCCCGUCGCCGCCGCAUCCGCGCCGCGGUCGAGCGCCAACUGGCCGCCGAACGGGCCGCAGUCUACUAGCGCCAACGGGCCGCCCGUCGGGUCCCAAUCGACGAACGCGGCGCCCGUUGCCAACGCGGAAACUUCGACCCGACCCGCGGCGGCCAUGUUCCCGGACUCGCUGUUCAACACGUCCGGCGGUGACUUUGACCCGUGGAGCGCGAUGGGCGGGUCGGGGUUUUCGUCCCUCGCGGGGGGUGGCGGCGCCGAGGCCAAGUCCGUCGCGACCGGCGUCGAACGGCAGAAAUCGUUGGGAUCCAUCGGAGGGUCUCGGUCCAGGUUCGGGUUCGUCCUGGACGACGGGGAGGGUGCGGUCGACGAGGAUACAAACACGCAGACGCACACGCAGACGGCGCAGGCGAGCUCGACGCAAGUUGCGGGCGGCGCGCUGUUGUCCAGCGGCGGCGGCGUGCUGCCCAAGCCGCGGACGACGGCGCCGCCGCCCGGGUUCGUCGGCGCCGGGCAGGACGACGGGAGGAGGAAGUAACAGAGGGCAGGGAUAUCGAGACGUUCCGUGGACGUCGGCUCUACCCACCACGAGCACGCGGCGUGGAAAGUGGACAGUCACAACAAGAGAGUAGAAAUUUUGACUUCGCGUUUUAUGAACACACCUGACAAAUGUCUAA